Thalassophryne amazonica is the source of this 2136-nucleotide messenger RNA. RefSeq names its product transmembrane anterior posterior transformation 1a (gene tapt1a). The coding region runs from base 32 to 1831 and encodes 599 amino acids. NCBI's taxonomy places the organism in Eukaryota, Metazoa, Chordata, Actinopteri, Batrachoidiformes, Batrachoididae. The transcript has 15 exons. Gene Ontology annotation, cellular component: endoplasmic reticulum membrane; ciliary basal body. The record is from RefSeq and is a predicted model, not a curated record. Gene Ontology annotation, biological process: positive regulation of cilium assembly; maintenance of protein localization in endoplasmic reticulum.
GCUCCCGAUCGGCGGGGCGGCCAAAGUAAAGAUGGCGGAUUUGUUGUCAAGGAGCGAGCUGUCAGAGGAGAAAGAAGCAGAAAUUGAAUUUAAGAAGAGACAGAAACGGCCGUGGGAGGAUUUGAACAGGUCAUCCAAGCUCGGCAUAAAUUCAGGACUGCCGGAGACGCUGGGGUUUUAUGAUAUAAGUGCUGCCAGGAGGGAGAAAGCAGAACAUUCAGCAGAUCCGUCGCUGACUCGCUUCAUUUGUACAGAACUCACCAGAGGCUACUUCCUGGAGCACAAUGAGGCAAAGUACACUGAGCGCAGAGAGCGAGUUUACACAUGCAUGCGUAUCCCCAAGGAGCUGGAAAAGCUGAUGAUCUUUGGCUUCUUCCUGUGCAUGGAUGCCUUCCUGUAUGUCUUCACCCUGCUGCCCCUCCGGGUGCUGCUGGCUUUGCUCCGCCUCCUUACCCUGCCUUGCUGUGGAUUCAGGGCACACACAUGCCCCUAUUGCAGAAGAAGCAGUGGGUCCCGUCUACUGCAGCCCGCGCAGGUAUGCGAUAUGCUGAAGGGCCUGAUCCUGGUGCUGUGCUUCUCCAUGAUGCACUACGUGGACUACGCUAUGAUGUACCACAUAAUCAGAGGACAGUCAGUCAUCAAACUCUACAUCAUCUACAACAUGUUGGAGGUGGCAGACCGGCUGUUUUCCUCCUUUGGCCAAGACAUCUUGGAUGCCCUCUACUGGACAGCUACAGAGCCCAAAGAAAGGAAAAGGGAUAGUUUGGGCGUUAUUCCUCACUUCUUGAUGGCCGUCCUUUAUGUCUUCCUUCAUGCCAUCCUCAUUAUGGUCCAAGCCUCCACUCUUAACGUAGCCUUCAACUCUCAUAACAAGUCCCUGCUCACCAUCAUGAUGUCCAGCAAUUUUGUGGAGAUCAAAGGAAGUGUGUUCAAGAAAUUUGAGAAAAACAACUUAUUCCAAAUGUCCAACAGUGAUAUCAAAGAACGCUUUACCAGCUACGUCCUCCUGCUCAUCGUUUGUCUCAGAAACAUGGAACAAUUCUCAUGGAACACAGACCACCUCUGGGUUUUAUUUCCUGACUUCUUCAUUGUCAUCACCUCUGAAGUUGCUGUUGACACCAUUAAGCACGCCUUUAUCACCAAGUUCAAUGACAUCACGGCAGAUGUGUACAGCGAGUACCGAGCCAGUUUGGCCUUUGAUCUCGUCAGUAGUCGACAGAAGAAUGCUUGUACAGACUACAGUGAUUCAGUUGCUCGGAGAAUGGGAUUCAUCCCCUUACCUUUGGCAGUUCUGCUUACCCGAGUGGUGAUGAGUUCAGUGAAGGUGCAGGGAGCACUGUCAUGCACGUGUGUGUUCCUGUUUUAUCUUGGGCUGGUUACGCUUAAGGUGCUGAACAGCAUUGUGCUGCUGGGGAAAUCCUGUGUUUACGUCAGACGGGCCAACAUGGAGGAGAAACUGUUUGAAAAACCCUCUAACACACCGUCGUCUGCCGGGAAGAGCCCCAGCAAAGCUGACCAUACCAAAAGCCCCGCCCCCUCAGGUGAAUCCAGAAUGGAGCGGCUCCCUACGACUCCUCGCAAUACGUCAUCCUCGCCCACCUUCUCCUCCCCCUAUGUCACCACCCAGCCAGCUCCCAGGACUGAGUUGGUCCCAGGUUCAGCUACUGAACUCUCCUCCGCUGUUCCACCUAAUCGCCCACCGACUCCACCGCCUGAGCCCGAGCAACCUGUACCCUUGCAGUUGAAAGAAGACAGGGAGGAGGAAGAGGAGGGGAGGGGGAGCCCUCUGAGCUCAAGCACAGGACUCCCAAAAAAGACCUGCUGGAAAUAGACCGUUUCACGAUCUGUGGUAACCGCAUUGACUGAGCACCGUCUUCAGCCGUUGUAGUGAUUAACCACUCAGGGAAAUGAGAACAAAAGCUGAGUCUGCUGGCCGACCGCAGCGGGAAGCCGAAUAUUUAUUGAAGGUCAUUAAGAAGAGUAAGUUAUUGUGGAUAUUGUGGACCUAGCCAUGAAGAGUGGAAGAACCUGUGUGACUGGAGUCCCAGAGUAUUGUGUGCGUGUGUGUGUGCGUGCGUGCGUACGUGCGUGUGUGCAAGCAAUUCAGGUAUAUAAGCAGCACUGGGACCAGCAGGG